Molecule: messenger RNA, 1182 nt
Organism: Adineta ricciae
Lineage: Eukaryota; Metazoa; Rotifera; Eurotatoria; Adinetida; Adinetidae
Source: the annotation of a GenBank genome assembly
AUGGAUUAUUCCAAUCAUUAUCACGAACAGACUCCACCAAGUCAACAGUUUUUCGAUACAUUUUCUUAUUUUGGUCCGAUAUCUUAUCAAGAAUACAAUGAAGGAUUAAAUUGGAUAAAAAACACAGCGAUCAACGAAAAUGUUCAAUACAUUGAGACAAUGUUAACAAGUUCUCCAAAUCUCGUUGUCUCCGAUUAUCUAAACACUCUCGUCGAUAAUUUAACAUCGAUUUCAUCGGAUGAACAUAUCGACAAGGUCUUAAACAUUUACUUUGAUACAAUUCGAAACAACAUAACAAUAAAUACAACAAUAAAUAAUCAUGUUGAAAUGAUUGAAAGGGUAUCCAAAGGAAUCGACGAUCAGAAUUUCACAAUACGUUUCCAGAGUUAUGUCUCACGAAAUAGUAAACCUUCGCGUGUAUUCUCAAGUUUAGUCUCUUCGUUUUGUGCUGCGACACGAACUGAUCUCAUCGUUGGUGUGAAUAUCGUUGGUCCAGAACAUGGAUUUAUCGCUUUAACAGAUUAUUCCUUACAUAUGAAAAUGUUUCGGUUUUUAAAGAAACAUUUUCCUUACGUGAAACUUUCAAUGCAUGCGGGCGAAUUAGUUUUAGGUUUAGUUCCACCUGAGCAAUUGCAAUUUCAUAUACGUGAAGCAAUUGAAAUCGCCGGAGCGAACCGAAUUGGUCACGGAAUCGAUAUAUUCUACGAAAAACAUUCGUAUGAACUUUUACAAAAAAUGAAGCAGAAUCAAAUUGCCGUAGAAGUUGUUGUCAGUAGUAAUGCUUUCAUUUUAGGGAUACAAAAUCAAGCACAUCCAAUGUUAGUCUAUAAAGCACAUCAAGUUCCGUUAGUUAUCGCCACGGAUGAUCCAGGUGUUUCGAGAUCAAGUAUGACAAAUGAAUAUUUGCUAUUUUGUGAUCGAUAUAAACCAAGUUAUGCGGAAUUAAAAACGUUUGUGUAUGAUAGUAUUCGAUAUUCGUUUUUGAACGAUCGAGACAAAGAAAGACAAUUGACAAGCUUAGAUCAGAGAUUUCAAGUUUUUGAACAAACCAUUGCAGAUGUCAAGAAAUUCUUGGGUGAUCCUGGUGUUUUGCCAACAGUUUCUUCGUCGAAUUCAAAUUUCAUCUCGUUAGUUCUUUUUUGUGGAAUUCAAUUUUUAAUAAACGACUCCCUUCUCGGUUAG